Messenger RNA from Pyricularia pennisetigena, 216 nucleotides. RefSeq lists its product as uncharacterized. Bases 1 to 216 code for a protein of 71 amino acids. The record is from RefSeq and is a predicted model, not a curated record. NCBI's taxonomy places the organism in Eukaryota, Fungi, Ascomycota, Sordariomycetes, Magnaporthales, Pyriculariaceae. The transcript is spliced from 2 exons.
AUGGAAUGGAAAUGCACUGCACCCCAGACCUUCCGGUCUCCUCGCGAGCAAGCUCUCCGCUUCAACAUGAUUGAUCGCCUCGAAAAAUUGGACGCUCAGACAAGCCACCUCGCCGGCGGUGCCUCUAUCUAUUGGGAAGGACUUUUUCUUGUAGGUAACACCCUGGCAUCAAAAGGGUUCUGUGUAUUUUGGAGAAAUCACGAGUUGGAUGUUUGA